UGACACACAAAUUCGUGAAGCGUUCCAUAUUUUUCAAUAUAUGAAGUGGUGAGUCUGCAGAGAGAGUCUGACAAGGAAGAGCCAGUCACUCCUACUAGUGGAGGGGGGCCAAUGUCACCCCAGGAGGAUGAAGCAGAAGAGGAGAGUGAUAACGAACUCUCAAGUGGAACAGGUGAUGUGUCAAAAGACUGUCCUGAGAAGAUCCUCUAUUCUUGGGGAGAAUUGUUAGGAAGAUGGCACAAUAAUCUUGGUGGCCGACCAAAAGGGCUAUUCACUUUGGUAAAGAGUGGUGUUCCUGAGGCAUUAAGAGCAGAAGUAUGGCAGCUUUUAGUGGGAUGCCAUGACAACCAGGUAAUGCUGGAUAGAUACCGAAUUCUUAUCACAAAGGACUCUGCACAGGAGAGUGUUAUUACUCGAGAUAUUCAUCGUACAUUUCCUGCACAUGAUUACUUUAAAGACACUGGAGGAGACGGACAGGAAUCCCUCUACAAGAUCUGCAAGGCCUACUCUGUGCAUGAUGAAGACAUUGGGUACUGUCAAGGACAGUCUUUUCUUGCUGCUGUAUUGCUCUUGCAUAUGCCAGAGGAGCAAGCAUUCUGUGUUUUGGUGAAAAUCAUGCAUGACUAUAAAUUGCGAGACUUGUACAAAAACAAUUUUGAAGAUCUUCAUUGCAAAUUCUAUCAACUUGAGAAACUAAUGCAGGAACAGCUGCCGGACCUGUACAACCAUUUUUGUGAUAUGAACCUAGAAGCUCAUAUGUACGCGUCCCAGUGGUUCCUCACUCUUUUUACUGCCAAGUUUCCUCUCUGCAUGGUGUUCCACAUCAUUGACCUACUGCUGUGCGAGGGUUUGAACAUAAUCUUUCAUGUAGCCUUGGCUCUCCUAAAGACCUCAAAGGAAGACCUCCUGCAGGCUGAUUUCGAAGGUGCUUUGAAGUUCUUCAGAGUUCAGCUUCCAAAACAAUACCGGGCAGAGGAGAAUGCAAGAAGAUUGAUGGAGCAGGCUUGCAAUAUUAAAGUACCAACCAAAAAGCUGAAGAAACAUGAAAAAGAAUAUCAGGCAAUGCGGGAGAAUCAGCUGCAACAGGAAGACCCAAUGGAUAGAUACAAGAGGGAGAACCGAAGAUUACAGGAAGCCAGCAUGAGGCUGGAACAAGAGAAUGAUGACCUUGCCCAUGAACUAGUGACAAGCAAAAUUGCUCUUCGGAAUGACUUGGAUCAGGCAGAGGACAAGGCUGACGUGCUGAACAAGGAGCUCCUCUUGACCAAGCAGAGGUUGGUGGAGACUGAGGAAGAGAAGAGGAAGCAAGAGGAGGAGACUGCCCAGCUAAAAGAAGUCUUCAGGAAACAGCUAGAAAAGGCAGAAUAUGAGAUAAAGAAGACUACAGCUAUCAUUGCUGAGUAUAAACAAAUAUGUUCUCAGUUAAGUACCAGGCUGGAAAAACAGCAAGGAGCCAGCAAGGAGGAGCUGGAAGCAGUAAAGGGUAAGAUGAUGGCGUGCAAACACUGCAGUGACAUUUUCAGCAAGGAAGGAGCUUUAAAGCCAGCAGCCAUAAGUAGAGAGGACCAGGGAAUUGAAGCCGAUGACGAGAAGGAUUCACUGAGGAAGCAGCUGAGGGAGAUGGAGCUGGAGCUGGCACAGACCAAACUGCAGCUGGUGGAGGCCAAGUGCAAGAUUCAGGAACUUGAGCAUCAGAGAGGCGCACUUAUGAAUGAAAUACAAGCUGCAAAAAACUCUUGGUUUAGUAAAACCCUGAACUCUAUCAAAACAGCCACAGGCACUCAGCCACUACAGCCACCACCGGCUCCCCAGCCACCCAAGGAGAGCACAUAGCUCCGCUGCUACAGCCAGUCACAAGAGCACAGUGAUCAAAACAACAGAAACCAAGAAUCCUCCCUGCUGUCCCCUUGAAGGAAAGGAAAGGAGACCAGAAAGCAAGUUAGAACCUUUAGUAGCUCUGCCUUUCGUGUAUGCCAUUUUCAAAGGGAUGAUAUUUAAACUGACCUGAUUUAUGUUGCAUAUCUGUUUCCCAGCUUCUUCAUGGAAAGCCACAUUCAGAUCCAUCAUAGUGUUACACACUGUUUUAUAGGCCUGAAAUUUAGUUGGAAAUAAGUAACCUGAGAACUAAAUGCUUUUGUUUAGAAUUAUUUAUUCAUAAUCAUUUUUUUAUCUCACAUAAAAAUGGAGACAUGCUUUUCCAAGGUUAAAAUGGUAAGACCUUUGUCAUGGAAUUCUGUUUUUAAAGGAAAAUUAACCCUCUUUAACUUUCCAGGAUUAUUUAGAUAAAGCACACUGUGGGGCCGCACAUGACCACUGACAGGUUUCACAACUGAAAGUGACUUCCAGAGUAGUGCUACUCCUGUCCCAAGAAAACAGACCAGGAGUUGGCUUGAAAGUUCCCCCCAAAUUAUUUUGAGUUGGUUACAUUUGGAAAUGGAGUGCCAAGAGCUGUGGAGUAGCUGGGCUACUGCAUUCCAAGUAAAUAGAGACUUUCAGUAAAUGUGCAAUAAAGUCAUUUGGUCAGGCAUUCUAGCAGAUCCUUUGAAGGACUCCACAUGGGGCUCAUUCUCCUGAUGUGCCUUUGUAUGAACACAGAGGUGACUUGUGGCAAAUAUAGCCUCAAAGAUGGAUAUUUUCAGUGGCCGACUUGGGGACCCUCACUGGAGAAGUCUAAAAAGGUCCGUGUUCAGCACUGUAGUUUUGAGUGGAACAGGAUGAUUUAGUGGAUGCUGACACACUAGUUAAGGCAAACACUGAUGUUCUGUACUUUACUAAAGGCUGUGAUAUUGCCAAGGAAGUUGAAGAGAGCUUCCUAGCACCUUAGUGUUAGGAAACUUUCCUAACUUCUCCCUAACCCAAAACAGUGCCCUACACACCUGGGAAUAAAGAAAAACAAGGGCAUUUUUCACAUUUUUGAUUGACUAAACCUUUAUAGAACUACUUAACUCAUGGAAAGGUAAGGUUACUGUUUAAAAAAAAUUGGUGCAAAUAUUUUUUCAAUUAUAUUUGACAUGCCUGUAUAAAUAGCCCUUACAAGAAAUUCUUUGGUAACAACAAAACUAAAUUUUCCAUUUCUAAGCUACUAUAGAAGUCUCUGGUCCCUUUACAGCAUCCAAACUACUGUCAGUCAUGUAUAGUAACAUUUCUUCAUAUUCAUCUUAGGCUUCAUUGUUAAGCAUACUGUUUCCAAAGUAUCUCAGACUAUUUAGUCCAGAGGGCUCUCCUCUGUGCCAUAUGUUGUAACUGUAAUAACACACUCUAGAGGUAAGCCUCAGCAGAGCCCUCCCACCCCCAACUUCAAGUUGCUCAUGAUAGAGCCUUUCCUCUAAAAUCAUUUUUGAGUUCUAGUAUGUGAAAUUUCUUUAAUCUCUAAAUGUCUCUAUUAUCUACAGGCCAUAAAACUAAUAUGGUUGUUUGAUAUGUUACACUUAUCAAACAAUACCUCCCAUAUAGAAGUUUCUGUUUUUUCUGGUGUCUUUCAUCAGAAGAUUCACUUCUUUUUACCAAAAGACAAUAACCCAGAACUCCAGAUGUCUCUGUUGAUUUAACAUUCCCUGAAUCUCUGAUAAGCUAUUUUUUCUAUUAAAUAUAAUGGCUAGAAUAUUACAUCAUUUCUGUCAGUCAUUUAGUGUAGCCAAUUAACUUUAUUGGUCCUGGGCACUUGGACUCCAGAAAGCCCUGGACAAGUCACUUUUUCAAAUGGCCAGCUAAAUUAAGGUGCACUUCUGUGAACUUCUAAUACCAUUUCCAGCUUUUUCUAACUUCUGAAAAUAAAUACAUUCCACAGAAUACCGAAGUUGAAUAAUUUUCAUAAGUGGUAAAUGAGGGAAACAAAAUGGCUCUUGAUCAAGUAUCUGUUCAGAUUCAUGGCCCCUUUUUCUCUAAACAAAAUCACCAGGACCAUAUAUUUUAAGAGUUAAAUAUAUCUUUUGAGUUUUCAUCUAGCUCUUAUAAAAGACAUAAUGGCAAUACAUAAUCUCUUUUGUUCGCUGGUAUCAUAUGAUACUUGGGCGUGUAUAUUGGUAUUUUGGUAUUAUGUUUAAACUUCCCUGCAUUAUACCAUCUUUUCAAGAGAUAAUAUGUGAUUUCUUGUUCACUAUUUCACUAUAGCAAUGCCUCAAACCAUACAUUCCUCACUAUUGCUUGAGAACUCCAGAAUGCCAACAUAAAGCAACUACUCAUCAGUUUCACUUACUACUUUAUAUAUAUAUUUGAGAAUUGCAACUUUUUUUCUUGAAACAAGUUCUACUUAUGUAGUCUAGGCUAGCCUUGAACUUAGAACCUUCCUACUUCAGCCUUCCAAGUGCUGAGAUUAUAGGUAGGCACCACAAUAGCUAAAAUUACUCUCUUGAAUUCCUUAUAGAAAAAAGAUAAACCAUCCAAGUAUGGUUUAUCCAAGUACCAUUCAAACAUGGUACUUUCUUUCAUCCUUUCCUAAGAUUUACAUGAUAGUAAACACUCCUCUAAAAUGCUAAUAUUUGUAGUAUCUGGGAAGUGAUCAUUUCUCUUUUCAUUGAGUCCUAUAGAAUAAAUGAAGUUUCAACUCAUUCAUUGGCUUUUAUAACUUAGUCUCAUUUAGUAUAUUCUCAAAAGACACCAUGCUGGAUUUUGGAGUGCCUAUGUUUGGUACACAUCCUGAGCCAAGUCACAGUGGUUAUUUUUAGUACAUAUAAUUUGAUGUAAAGAAAUUCUUGGUUCCCUGUACUUCAGUAUAGGAGUUCCUAUCAGAAACAGUAAUGGGAAUGCCAAUAAGCCUGCACCCUGGAUUUUCAUGCAGUAUCUGCUGUCCCCUCACCAUCUGUUAAAUUAGUCAUUUCUUUUCCUUUGGCGUUCUAGAAUGUACCCUGAUAGAGUUAAAAAGACCCUUUGUACUGAUGAUGAGAGUUUAGUUUUUGUUUCAUUUGCUUUAAAAAUGUUCACCGUUUCUUACAUUAUAUAUUUAUUUUUCUCCAGCUCCUACUCUGUUUCAGCUAUUUUCCAGUUAGUAACUAGUGGUUUCAUUUCUUAGUUAAAGUAAGAAAACUGAAACAAUAUACAGGUCAGAGGGCACAGCAGAUAAAAAAUGAUUCCUUUACAUUUGUAGUCUCUUAGGUUAGGUCUCAGUGUUGGUUGUGGUGAUACAUACCCACAAUCCCUGCACUCAGGAGGCUGAGGCACAGGCGUACCUGUGAGGUCAAGGCAAGCAUGGGGCUACACAGUGAGUGCCAAGCUAGCCAGGAUUACAUAGCCAGGCCCUAUUUCAAACAACACACAAAAGAUCAAAUGUGCAGCUAAUGUCAGGAUUGAGCCUUGCUGUGCCUCAAGGAAAUCGACUCUGCUAAUGAAUUCACCGACCCUGUGCAUCCAACACUAAGGUGGUUGUCUGUAUUUUAGGACUCCUGUAAGUGGACAGAAAGGAAAUUUUAAAAAGACUUAGUUUUCUCUUCUAAGAAUGACACUAAAAAAUGAUUGUAUUACAUAACUUAUUCUUUAUAAUAUUCUACAAUAGAUGAUUCUCUUCUCUUGCUUUAAUAUCUAGUAAAUGAGAUAAUGAACAAUUCUGUUGUAUGGUUUAAAUAGUUGGAGAUGCAUUUGCAUGUGUGCACAGUGUGUGUGUGUGUGUGUGUGUGUGUGUGUGUGUGUGUGUGUGGUGAAAUUUUAUAGGUUAUCCCUUUUUCUUUUGUUUACCUAGAUACAUUGCAACCAAAUGCACAUUAGAUUUCAAGACACAAUGAUCAAAACUGGAAGCCCAGACAGCAGCUCUGUGGCCUGUUUCCAAUGACCAAGCAUAAAAUUCUGUUGGUCUUUGUGCUGAGGGUCACACUGAGCAUUCUUUCUUCCCUAUGGUGGCUUAUAUGUAAUACAUGCAAGGCACUUUAUGUUAUCUAUUUCCUUAACUUUCAAAUCUGUAAAAAUGAGGACCCCCAUUUGGACUAUACCUCAACAGGUGACGCUGAUCUUGAAUUAUAAGAAAAGUAGAUGCUUGUUCAAGUGACGAGUCAGCUAUCUGCAUAUCAUUCUCAAUUUCCUCUUAAACAAACAAAACCCUACAGUGUGAGCUUACCUCCAGUAAAACACACCACCUGCUAUAAAACAGUCUCCAUCAAUAUGUCCCCCUCAUUCUGCCCUCACCUCUGGUUUAUCAUUAACUGUAUUUGAAAAGUUUGAGAAAAAUGAAUCACUGAAAAGAAAAUGAACAUUAUUUUUAUUGGCAUAUGACUUUCCACUAAACUACAACUCUGAAUAACUAUAUUACAUAUAGAAAAAGAUCAAAGAAACUGAUUUAUGAGACUAUAAA
Messenger RNA from Peromyscus leucopus (white-footed mouse), 6277 nucleotides. RefSeq names its product rab GTPase-activating protein 1-like. The record is from RefSeq and is a predicted model, not a curated record. Lineage: Eukaryota; Metazoa; Chordata; Mammalia; Rodentia; Cricetidae. Bases 112 to 1833 code for a protein of 573 amino acids. The transcript has a single exon.